AGAGAGUAUGAGUGAGUGAUUGCGAGAGAAGUGUGAGUGAGAGAGAAGGCGUAAAUACAUUGAAGAAAAGCAAGAAAGAGAGAAUGUGUGUAUGUAAGGAGAUAAAAGGCAUGAAAAGAAGAGAAAAGGAAAAAAAGAUGUGAGCAAGUUUAAAGUGAUUGAGAGAGGGGAAAGAAGUUACAUAUUAAAACCUAAACCAACAGAGGAGAUAGAUAUAUAGAAAGGCUAUACGAGAGAGAGAGAGAGUGAAUAUAGUGUCAUAGAGUAGGAGAGAGAGAGUGAGAGUGAAUAUAGUGUCAUAGAGUAGGAGAGAGAGAGAGAAAGAAAGAGUAGUAAGGUAGAAGAGUUGGAAGAGAGUGCGCGGACAAGGAUAAUGUGAUAGACAGAAAGAGGGUCAGACGGAGAGAUCAAGAGUCAUUUAUCUAUCUAUCUAUCUAUCUAUCUAUCUAGGUAAUUAAAAAGGGAGCGAGCGAGAGAGAUGGUAUAGAAGCCACUGCAACAAUUCGUAAGUGUAAUUAUUAUGACUAUGAUGAUAUCUCUAUCGUUUCAAAACCGCGGAUCUCCCAGCUGUACCGUUUCAGACGUACCAUAAACACAUGGUUGACCUUAAAUCGCAGCUGUCCAAGCGUAAUCUCCGCCACUCGUGUUUCCUCCUGUGAUGAUGGAUACCAACAACCACUCGCUUCUCAAAUCACAUUCACCACCACCACCACCUUCUUCUCUUCUUCCUGCCCACUCGGCGGUGACAGUCGCCUCCACAGCGUCUUACAGUUGUUGCAGUGUUGGAGUCUGUGACAUUGGCAGCACCAAGUCUGCUUCUCCUCAUCCGACGACACAAGCAGACGGCGACAAUGCUGCCGUGUCCUUAGCCAGAGCAAACAACCUCUCUUGUACCUGCAUUCAUUCGUCUCAUACGAACUUAGAAGGUCAACAUAAUAAGGCUGAAUCUGUAACUAGCCCGAGGCCUUCACCAUCGGCCACUGACACAGAAACCUCGCACCACCAGUAUCAUUGCCAACAACAACAACAACAACAGCAGCAGCAGCAGCAACUCGAUCACAAUCAACACCAUUGUUGCCAUCAUCAGUCUUAUAGCCCUCAUCCUCCAGCUUCUCCAAUGUCUCAUGGUUUAAUCUGUCCGUCUCAAGGACCAUUCUACUUCAACGUGCCCAACCCUGUAACUACAACUACCGUAACUACCUCGGCCACAGCUACUGCUCUUCCAGUAACUAAACAAACCUCAAGUAAUGAAGAAAGCCAACACGAUGAAGUGUUCUUAAACGGCGUCGUACCGCCUCCAACCAGCGACCCUGCACCCUCCUCUCUUAAUCCUCCAUUCCCCAACAGCGACCAAGUGGGCAGCGAUGUCUCGACAUCGUCCUAUAUAUCGCGAAAGGAUAGCGUCACAUCAAACGAAUCCUACGCUCAACUUUCAGACUGUUACCAUCAUUACUCGGUUAAUGGGGGUACAGCGCAGAUGGACGAGACUUCAAACAACUUCUCCUCGCGGAGUGCCCCGGCUCCCAACGACAGCAAUUUAUUACAACCGCCACCACCCACCUGUUCGUCUUGUAGCAACCAAGAGGUACCGUCUGAAGAAGAGUCCGAAAGUCUCCCCACUUUGCCGCGAAGGAGCAGCAUUAUCAAAAACAGCAGCCGCAAAUCACUGAGGAAGAAGACCGUGUCUUUUAGCAGUAUGCCAACCGAGAAAACCAUUACCACGGCCCAAGAUUGUCUGGCGUGCAUGCAAGAUGGAUCUGAAAUGGUAAAAGUUCGUUCUAACAGCCGACAGUAUUUUCGCAUGUACUCUCUCAGCAAAGAUAUGACUGAAAUACGAUGGCAGCCUACCUCCAAGAAACCAAACAAAGCUAGAAUUUCCAUCAGCUGUAUGAAGGAAGUGAGACUUGGAAUGACUACUGAAGCAUUACGAAACCGAGAAAUAAUGGAAUUUUACCCUGAAGAAUGUGCUUUUUCUAUUAUAUUUGGAGAUAACUUUGAAACGAUGGAUCUCAUAGCUUCCACCCCUGAUGAAGCUAACAUCUGGGUAACUGGCCUCACCUGUUUAAUGAAUGCAAACACAAAUUUAAGGGGCUCACCUGAAGCCCUUGAUGAACUUCACCAAAUGAGAGAUUCAUGGCUGCAGGAAAUGUUUGAAUCAGCAGAUUCGGACAAAAGUGGAGUUAUCACAGAAAAUGCUGUCAUCCAGCUGAUGAAGAAGUUAAACUGCAACAUCCAUACAGAGAAAAUUCAACAAAAGCUCAAGGAAUUACAAAUGAACCGUGGUGAACGAAUGCGGGGACGUUUAAAUCGGGAAGAAUUCAUCAUGUUAUUUAAGGAAAUCUCCACAAGACCUGAAAUUUACUUCCUUCUUGUGAGGUAUGCAACAAAUUCUGAGUUUAUGUCACUCGAGGACUUACAAAUGUUUGUGGAAGCUGAGCAAGGGGAACCUAGAGUUACAAAAGAACGAUGUUGGGAAUUAAUAAACAAAUAUGAACCUUCCAGUGAAGGUCGAACCAAAGGCCACCUAGGUAUUGAUGGUUUUACAGCUUAUCUCUUGUCAGAUGAUUGUGAAAUCUUCAGCCCAGAACACAAAAAUAUUUGUCAAGAUAUGUCUCAACCCCUGUGUCACUAUUUCAUAGCUAGUUCUCAUAACACAUAUCUUAUGGAUGACCAGUUGAAGGGACCAGCAAGCAUAGAAGGUUAUAUCAAAGUUUUGAAGAAAGGAUGCAGAUGUGUUGAAUUGGACUGUUGGGAUGGACCGGAUGAUGAGCCCCUAGUUUACCAUGGACGAACCCUUUCUUCUAAGUUACCAUUUAAAAGUGUCAUUGAGACCAUCAACAAAUAUGGCUUUGAAUUAUCAAGCUAUCCUGUGAUAGUCUGCCUUGAGAACCAUUGUAGCUUAAAGCAGCAACAGAAAAUGUCUCAGUAUAUUACAUCAGUUUUUGGAGAUAGAUUAUAUGUGGAGCCUGUUGAUGUCAUCAGGCAGUGUUUACCCUCACCUGAAUUCUUCAAGGGACGUGUCCUUGUCAAGGCCAAGAAACUGGCACCCGAUUGCACUGCACUAGAUGGCUUUGUCACUGAUGAAGAUGAAGGUUCGGAGGUGGAGUGGAAAAAGACAAAUAAUAGGGAUGUAUCAACACGAAAGCAUAAAAUUACCAAAGAAAUAUCAGAUAUUGUCAACUACUGCGUAUCGACACGAUUUGAAGACUUUCAAAUAUCGCAACAGUCACAGAAAUAUUGGCAAAUCUGUUCCCUUAGUGAAUCUCAAGCAGUGAAGUUAGCUCUGCAGGAUCCAGAAGAAUUUGUGAAUCACAACAAACGCUUUCUAUCACGCAUUUACCCAAACGGUAUGCGAGUAGACUCAAGCAACUUCAAUCCUCUUGAUUUAUGGAACUGUGGUUGUCAAAUAGUUUCUGUAAAUUACCAAACGCCGGGCUUGAUGAUGGAUCUCUAUAAUGGCUGGUUCCAAAAGAAUGGUGGUUGUGGCUAUGUGUUAAAGCCAGCUGUUAUGAGAGAAGAAAUCUCUUACUUCAGUGCCAACACUAAAGAUGUUUUACCUGAUGUUUCUCCUCAGUCGCUCCAUAUUAGGAUCAUAAGUGGUCAAAACCUUCCGAAGCCUCAAGGUUCUGGUGCCAAGGGAGACAUUACCGAUCCAUAUGUUACUAUUGAAAUAUUUGGUAUACCAGCAGACUGUGCUGAAGAGAAAACCAAGACAAUUAAUAAUAACGGUUAUAACCCUAUUUUUGAUGAAAGUUUUGAAUUCCAAAUUAAUCUACCUGAACUUGCACUAAUUCGGUUUGCUGUGUUAGACGAUGACUAUAUCGGAGAUGAGUUUAUUGGUCAAUGUACGAUACCAUUUGAAUGUAUGGAGACUGGUUACCGCCAUAUUCGGCUUCUGUCUUUUACCGGUGAUGAAUUACCUGGAAGUACGUUGUUUGUUCAUAUUGCAAUCACAAACAGACGAGGUGGUGGGAAAGGGAGCAAGCGUGGCCUCAAAUCAAGUCGAACCCAUAAACAGGAGUCGAUAUCAGUGAAGAAUACAGGGAUCAAGUGUAUAGAUGAGACUUUCAAGAGUGCUGUGGGUCCCUUGAAAGAAGGACUUGAGCUAAGAGAUAGUGUCCACAAUGCCCUGAUGUCUUUCAAAGACAUCUGUGGUUUACAACCAAUUGCUAACAUUAAGCAAGGUGUUCGCCUUCUGGCAUCGCGUGUCAUCAACACCAGUGGGGACCAGUUUAGUAUGUUUCUUAAAGGAAUGUACCCCCAUCUGGAGUACCGAGGGUCACAGUUUAUGUUGCCAGAUUUAGUGAAAAAAGCUAUGAUCUCUUUUAAUGAAUUGGUGGCUAACUGUAAGACCUUGAUCGAAAAUGCUGAUGGAAUUAUCUUAAAGUUGAACAAUUGCCAGUCAAUGGGUCUGCAGUGGCAUGAUGAGUUGGAGAGUUUAUGUUCACAGUCUGGACUAAAAGGAAAGAAAAUCACCAAGGCAAUUGAACAUUUCGCCUGGAAUGUACGAAUGUUACGUGGACAGUCAGAUCUACUCCAGCAAGCAAAAAAGGAUUGCUCGGAAGAUGUUCGACAGAUCAAGGAAGCUGGAAUAUUGAUGGGUCUUCUCAAAGAUACUGGUUCCUCAGUAUGAUGUUUAUGAAACCUGGACCUUUUUAGGUUUUUUUGGGGGUUUUUUUUCAUUGAUGACCAAAACUCUGAAUGAAAAAUUUUCCAUCCACUUGGUUUUCUGUUGACUGAUGCAAAACCAGGAAAUCAUGUCACUCUGAAAGAAAAAAAUGAAACUACUCUGGUCUUGACUAUGUUCCUUGCCAGUUGUCUGAAAGUUCAGUUUUCCUCUCUUCAUGUCUGCAAUAUUUGCAGCAUUAAAAUAAUAAUAAUAAUAAUAAUAAUAAUAAUGAUGAUAAAAUAAAAUAAAAAAUACCCAACUCCCAUAAAAACCCCUACCUUUUGUUAAUUAGAAAAAACAAAGUGUAAAAAUAAUGUUCCAAGCAGUUUUAAAAAAAAAGCUUUUUUAGUCUUUUUAAGACACAUGGAAUACAUAUUUAUAUGCAAAUGUCUAUAAUAUAUUUCUACAGACAUAUCUGCAAUAAAUACUUGUAGAAAGGUUAGAAGUGUAUAUAUAUAUAUAUAUAUAUAUAUAUAUAUAUAUAUAGAAAACAAUGCAGGCUGGAUAUAUAUAUAUAAAAACAGUGCAGACUGGAUAGUAAUAUAUUUCUAUAGUUGCAUUUAUAUAGAUAUAUUUGGCAAUUUAUAUAUCUAUACUCAUAACUGACAUAUUUCUAUAGUCAAGUUUAUCAUAUAUUUAUAUAGACACGUGGAAUAUAUUUAUAUAGACAGUUGGAUAAUAUUUUCAUAAGGACAGGCCUACAGUAUAUUUAUAUAGAGAGCUGGAUAAUAUAUUUAUAUACACACAGUUCUACAAUAUAUUUAUAUAGAGCACUGAAGAAUAACAUUCAUAUAGAUAGGCAUACAAUAUAUUUAUAUAGACAGCUGGAUGAUAUUUUCAUAUAGAUAGGCCUCUAAUAUAUUUAUAUAAUAUAAACAGUUGGAUAAUAUAUAUAUAUAUAUAUAUAUAUAUAUAUAUAUAUAUAUAUAUAUAUAGAUAUAGAUAGGCCUAUUAAAUAUAUCUAUAUCACUGGGUUAUAUAUCUUAUAGAAAGGUGGCAAUAUUUUGUAAAGACAGAUCUACAAUAUGUGUGUGUGUGUAUAGUGGAACCUUGGAAGUGGUAAAUAUCCAAGAGAGGUGUAUACUGCAGGCUACUCUUCAGGCCAAGGGUAUCUUGAUUAAAUGAAGUAUACUUUGUCAUUAGGAGGCCCAUGUUAACACACUGAUUGAAUUCCUCCAUGUGUUAACAUGGACUUGCUAACAAGGUAAACUUCAUUUAAUCAAGAUACUCUUGGCCUGAAGAGUAGCCUGUGGUAUACACCUCACCUGGAUAUUUACCACUACCAAGGUUCCGUUCACUAUAUACAGUGUGUCCAAAAAGUUUCACCCGAUACUUAUUUUGAAAUCUAUUGUAGGUUUUUCAGUUAAUUUUAUUGUAUAGAACAAUGAUGAAUAAUAAUUACGAAUGAAACGAUGUACAAUGCAAUAAAAACUGAGCGAGACUUUCUAGACACCCUGUAUAUAUAUAUAUAUAUGGGCAGGUUGAUAAUAUAAAUAUAUUAUCAACCUGCCCAUGAUGAUAUAUACUGGAUGAUAUAUUUAUAUAGCCAAGCCUACUAUAUAUAUAUAUAUAUGCCUUCAUGAUGACAGCAAACAUUUUUUAUUGUUGUUGAAAUGUCUGAAACUAAAAGCAACUGAAAGAUAUUCAGAGAGAAAGAGAGGGAGGGUUAAAGAACAUUUAAAGUUUAAGAGACAACGGGAGGAAAACAAGGUUUUCUAAACAAAGUAGAAUAAUACAAAACAUGAAGUGAACAUAUUUCAACAGGUUUGUUCCCUUAUAUUUUCGAAAUAUUAUAUAUAUAUAUAUAUAUAUAUAUAUAUAUAUGAAUUAUUUUCAGAAGAUAAUUAAUUUCUUUAUACAGCCCUGUCCAUCUUGAGUCAUUAAGGAAACCUAAUUAAUUUGUCCACCCCCACUCUCACCCAAGCUUAUACCCCACCAUUCAUUAUCAGAUAACCCUGUUUGUUUUCCUAUCUGUCUCCCUCCUUUCCCCCUCUCUCUGUCCACCUACCCCUCAGUCUAUUGCUCCCCUUUCUUCCCUCUAAUCUCCCCAGUUCAUCUUGAAUAUUUUCCUCACUUCCCUCUCAGACUUACUUUCCCUGUGAUGCUGCCACUAAAUAGUAACCGAAAAGAAUGAAAGAAAACCAAAACAAAAAUAGCCAACACAUUACCGAAAGAAAGACCCUCCUUUUGAAUAAAGCACCCUGAUCCAACCCAUAUUAAAUCCAGUUUCUGUAAAAUAUCUAAAUUUAUUGGAGCUAUAAGAAAGAAAAAAAAUAAGCAGCAUUACAGUUUUAUAUAUAUAUAUAUAUAUAUAUCAGGGUUUUAAUGAAAGCCUGUUGAUACACCCCUCCUUCCCUUACUUCUCUCUGCCUCUAUUUUGAAAAUAUUCAGUUAUACAACACAUACUACACAUUCAUACAUACAACUAAAAGCAAAAAAAAAAAGAAAAAUAAUAUAUGUAUCACAUAUUUGUAAAAUAUGUAUGUCAUCAUCAUCAUUGUCAUUGUUUUAUGUCUACUUUUCCGAGCUGGUAGGGGUUGGAUGGAUUUGCUGAGUUGGAUGCUCUUCUUAUCACCAACCUUUCUAGCACGUAAGAUGCAGUGUAUCUUUUCUAAAACCAGCGCACGUGCACACACACACACACACACAUCUUCAAGCAGCUGUUGUGCCAUGCCUGGAAUCUCUGUCAUUCAUCAGCUUCAGUAGAUCCUCAAUUCCAUGGUGUGUGUUGAGAGAUCAUCAGUGUAGUUGAGUAGUCUUCAUCUUCUGUUAGAGUUUCAAAGCCUCCAAAAUAUAACAUCUGAUAUGGUCUGUUGUUCAGCAUGGUAGCAGCAGGUGACAUCCUACUCUGCAUUCAGCAACAAUAGUAGAGAUGGGCAGAAAUGCAUCCAUAGAUUUUUCUAUUUGGGAUUGUUCGUGAGAAGCCUGGUGUGUGUACCAUCAAAGCUACCUUGAAAUUCUUCGUUGUCCAUGUUUUGAUUCCAUUGACAAAGAUGCUUUGUGUGUAUCUAUCACUGUAUCAAGCAGGCAUUGUGAUCAGUGGUGUAUAACAACAUCCAAUGUGUUUCUUUGCAUUGUUGUAGCUUUUGAAUGAGGCCACUCUAGUGGCUAGCCUGGCAGGCCUAUGGCAUAUAAGGAACCCAGAUCACAGAAUUCCCCCUAAACAAGAGACCAGUCCAUCACAGGACCACAGGAUAACACAUUUACAGCUGCAGCAAUGUGAAAUGAAGUGUUUUGCUGAAGAACACAACACAACACACUGCCAGUCAGGGAAUUGGACAUAUAUACACAUAUAUAGAGUGUGUGUGUGUGUGUGAGCAUUCUUCACAAACACAUUAUAUAUUCUUUUAUUCCUUUAUUCUUUUACUUGUUUCAGUCAUUUGACUGAGGCCAUGCUGGAGCACUGCCUUAAAGGGUGUUAUUCGAAGAAAUCGAUCCCAUGACUUAAUCUUUGUAAGCCUAGUACUUAUUCUAUUGGUCUCUUUUGCCAAAUUGCUAAGUUACAUGGGACAUAAACACACCAGCCUCAGAUAGUGGGGGGACAAACACAUACACACAAACAUAUGUAUAUAUAUAUAUAUAUAUAUAUAUAUGUAUGACAGGCUUCUUCCAGCUUCCAUCUACCAAAUCCAUUCAUAAGGCUUUGGUUGGCCUGAGGCUAUAGUAAAAAACACUUGCCCAAGGUGCCACGCAGUGGGACUGAACCUGGAACCAUGUGGUUGGGAGGCAAGCUUCUUACCACACAGCCAUGCCUACACCUAUAUAUAUCUAUAUAUAAAUACACACACACAUACAUGUUUUUAUGUAUGUAUGCUUCAGUAUACAUGUGUCAACUUAUCUAAAAAGAAAAAAGAAAGUUAUUUUCCUCUAAGGAAUUUGAAAUUAAUUAGUUUGAGGUAUGAUAAAAAAAUGUCUAUGUGAAUAAAAUAAAACAAUGGAAGAAUCUCAUAUAAUAUAUAUCACACAUAGCAAAUAAUGUGUAUAUAUAUAUAUAUAUAUAUAUAUAUAUAUAUAUAAAGAAUACAGGAAACGUAACUGAUACCUUAUGUUUUAUAUAAUGUGCAUGUAUUUCAAGAAGCUGAUUACUGUUAUUACAUAAGCUGGGUGGCCCUGUUACACAAAACAGUUGGCUCAAUUCCUUAGCAUUGUCAGCAAAAAUACAUGAAGAAAAUUGCAAGCCCUUAUAUACGCUGUAUGCAAAUUUCUGCCAUGCACACACCUUUAUGGUAACAGGUCAUGCUUUCCAGCACAUGUUUUUAUAUAUUAUUGUGCUUUAAUUGAAGAAUCAAUCAAUAUAUUUAAGUCUCAUAUAUUUUUCAAGGAAAACAACUUGAUAGUGAAUAACUAUAAAAUUGCUGUGUGCCAGCUCUGAAAGCUUUGAAACUGCUGGCAACCUUUUCCUUAUAAUAAGAAAAAAGCCAAAAUUCUAUACAUAAACACACAUAUUUGCUUGCAGGCCUUGUGCAUCGACAGGCGAAACUCAGAAUGGCAAGAGACUUACACAACCAUAAUAAUAAUAUAUGAUAACAAUAAUUCUAGGAUGGAAUUUAUAAAUAUUUAAUACAUAGCUAUACACGUUUCCAUAGACAUUAAACAAUGAUGAUGAUGAUAUAUACACACACACACACAUACAUGUAUACACAUACAUCCUCUAUAAUAUUGGAAAAACACAUAAAAUGGUGGUGAUGAUGAUGCAUGCAUUUAUACAUACAUACUCUCACAUGUAUAUUGAUAGACAGGCACACACACACGUGUGUGUGUGUGUAUGUUGAUAGAUAGAUGCAUACAUGUAUACAUGAGUAUGAGGUUAUGCUAAAUAUUUCAUUGUUGAAAUGAGAAGAGAAGUGAUGUUGUAUGUAAAUAGCCAGUCAUUGUACAAAAUAUAAAAUAAAGCUCAUAUUUUCUUUCUUCCUGUAA
Octopus bimaculoides (California two-spot octopus) is the source of this 9586-nucleotide messenger RNA. Its product is annotated as inactive phospholipase C-like protein 1. Gene Ontology annotation, molecular function: phosphatidylinositol-4,5-bisphosphate phospholipase C activity; calcium ion binding. Gene Ontology annotation, biological process: gamma-aminobutyric acid signaling pathway; phosphatidylinositol-mediated signaling; release of sequestered calcium ion into cytosol. Lineage: Eukaryota; Metazoa; Mollusca; Cephalopoda; Octopoda; Octopodidae. The record is from RefSeq and is a predicted model, not a curated record.